Molecule: messenger RNA, 4541 nt
Organism: Cottoperca gobio
Lineage: Eukaryota; Metazoa; Chordata; Actinopteri; Perciformes; Bovichtidae
Gene: traf7
Product: TNF receptor-associated factor 7
Exons: 23
Coding region: 506-2470 (654 amino acids)
Biological process (GO): ribosomal large subunit assembly; Notch signaling pathway
Cellular component (GO): nucleolus
Molecular function (GO): protein binding
Source: RefSeq, a predicted model, not a curated record
AAGGGACAGCGGUACGCCUUCUACUGCAUGUCCCAGAACACACUUCGGCAUUUGCGCUGUGUGUAUGUGAGGCAGAGAGAGAGAGAGAGAGGAAGAUUUAGGAAUUCGUCUGCAGACUUGGAGCUGCGCUGUUACAGAAUAAUGCCUUCCCCUGUGUGUGUUUUGAGGGUUUGCAGAUGCUGGUCACUUUUUACAGUUUCCCUCAAUAAAUGGUUGAUAAGGCUCUGGGUCAGUGCUGCCUUCCGCCAGGCAGCUGUUUUUGUGUUUGUUCCUGCUGCCUCAGCUGUGUGCAUGUCUCAAGAGGAGGAUCACAAAAGUCAAAAAGGCACAAAUCAUCACUGCAUGGCCUAGCAGUCCAGCUAACUGCUAACUGUACAUUUGUGUGUGCUUCGGGUUAUGAGCAGUGGUAUAACGCCUCACUCGAACUGAUACUCCGGGGGAGGAGCAGCAGCAGCCGCCACAGUAUUCCCCCGCCCCCCUAGCUAACUCCGGCAACAGGAGCACGAUGGAGGCUUCAUUCGGCGCUACCUUCUCAGCCGUGGCUGCUGGAGCUAAAGCAGAAGCGUCCAGCAACUACAAGCAGCACAGAAGAACUCCCUCCUCCUCCAGCACUCUAACCUACUCUCCCCGGGAUGACGACGAUGGAAUGCCUCCUAUCGGUACCCCUCGGAGGUCAGAUUCAGCCAUCUCAGUGCGAUCUCUCCAUUCCGAGUCCAACAUGUCUCUGCGUUCCACUUUCUCUCUCCAUGAAGAGGAGGAGGACACGGAGCCCCUGGUGUUUGCUGAACAGCCAUCCGUAAAACUGUGCUGCCAGCUCUGCUGUAACGUCUUCAAGGACCCCGUCAUCACCACAUGUGGGCACACCUUCUGCAGACGAUGUGCCUUGACUUCAGACAAGUGCCCAGUGGAUGCGGCUAAGCUAACAGUCGUGGUGAACAACAUUGCUGUAGCCGAGCAGAUCGGAGAGCUGUUCAUUCACUGUAAAUACGGCUGCAGGGCCACGGCCAGCGCCGCAGGCGGGGCGGCGGCCUCUACCACCACAGUUGCCGGGAAACCUGGAGCGUUCGAGGUGGACCCAAUGGGAUGCCCGUUCACCAUCAAACUGGCCACACGCAAAGAACAUGAGGUCAGUUGUGACUACAGGCCGGUCCGCUGCCCCAACAACCCUUCCUGCCCCCCGCUGCUCACCAUGAACCUGGAGGCUCAUCUCAAAGAAUGUGAGCACAUCAAGUGUCCACACUCCAAAUACGGCUGUACGUUCAUCGGUAACCAGGACACGUAUGAAACACACCUGGAGGUGUGUAAAUUUGAGGGUCUGAAGGAGUUUCUGCAGCAGACUGAUGACAGGUUCCAUGAGAUGCAGCUGACUCUGGCCCAGAAGGACCAAGAUAUCGCAUUCCUGCGCUCUAUGUUGGGCAAACUAUCUGAGAAGUUGGAUCAGCUAGAGAAGAAUCUGGAGCUCAAAUUUGAUGUGUUGGAUGAGAACCAGAGUAAACUGAGCGAGGACCUGAUGGAAUUUCGUAGAGAUGCUUCCAUGCUUAACGAUGAGUUGUCCCACAUCAACGCCAGGCUCAACAUGGGAAUCCUGGGCUCAUACGACCCCCAGCAGAUCUUCAAGUGUAAGGGGACAUUUGUUGGCCACCAGGGUCCCGUUUGGUGUCUGUGUGUCUACUCCACUGGAGACCUACUCUUCUCCGGAUCCUCAGAUAAGACUAUCAAGGUGUGGGACACCUGCACCACCUACAAGUGUCAGAAAACCCUUGAGGGUCACGAUGGCAUCGUACUGGCUCUGUGUAUCCAAGGAAACCGGCUGUACAGUGGCUCUGCAGACUGCACCAUCAUCGUGUGGGACAUCCAGACCUUGCAGAAAGUCAAUACCAUCCGUGCCCAUGACAACCCUGUGUGCACACUGGUCUCCUCCCACAACAUGUUGUUCAGCGGCUCCCUCAAGGCCAUUAAGGUGUGGGACAUCGUGGGCACGGAGCUGAAGCUGAAGAAGGAGCUGACCGGUCUGAAUCACUGGGUGAGAGCACUGGUGGCCUCCCAGAACCACCUGUACAGCGGCUCAUAUCAGACCAUCAAGAUUUGGGACAUCCGCUCUCUGGAGUGUGUCCACGUCCUGCAGACUAGCGGGGGCAGCGUCUACUCCAUCGCCGUCACCAACCACCACAUCGUCUGUGGCACCUAUGAAAACCUCAUCCAUGUGUGGGACAUUGAGUCUAAAGAGCAGGUGCGGACCCUGACAGGUCAUGUGGGAACAGUGUACGCUCUUGCUGUCAUCUCCACCCCUGACCAGACCAAAGUGUUCAGCGCCUCCUACGACCGCUCUCUCAGGGUGUGGAGCAUGGACAACAUGAUCUGUACCCAGACCCUGCUGAGACACCAGGGCAGUGUUACAGCUCUAGCCGUCUCCAGAGGGCGCCUCUUCUCCGGAGCUGUCGACAGCACCGUCAAGGUGUGGACAUGCUAAACAAAGUGUUAGCUCUGCAGGAGUCCAGUCUACUUCACAUGUCUUUGUGUGUCGAUCAGACACGAUGAACGGUAACCUUCCCACAAGAUUUCCUCCUCAACACUCGUUUGUGUGAUUUGUGAUUAGACGGCCGCAGACCAAUAAUAACCGCCACUUCACAAUCGAGCUGCAUCGGAACCAUUUUACUACGUGUUGCUUUUAAAACUUCAAACAAACCCUCUGACGUCUUGGUCCCAUCGUCAGGGCCGGGGGAUCAACUCGGGGUCACGCUCCUUAGUGACCUCAUCACCAGUGCAUUACGGGGCAAAAUAAGACAAGCUGCCUUGCAGUUGCAUCGCUCUGCACCAAAACCGAGAUGGACUGGACGCUGCAACCCUGUAACCGGAGCAGGAAGCAGAGUUUCGGACUGUAGUCCUGCCUGUCUGUAAGAACUGUACUGAUGAUGCCUAAUGCAUACUGUUCAUUAACUCUAAGGGCUGGUUUCACAAACAUGGAGUGACACCACACUCAUUCCAAACUUAUUUGUUAUGUAUCCCAGAAUGCACCAGAACAAAGGCAAGACACUUAGUUGUGACUACGUUAUUUCAUGCGAAUGAAGUAGCAGCAGUUGUGUGUUGAAAUGUAUGACACUCCCCAGAGCCUUUUGUAAUACAGCAGUUCCCCAUGAAGAAAUGAGUGAAUCAUAGUAACCACAUAGUAAACAUCCUUCCCUUAAUAUUACAGUCAAGUUAAAGUCUGUUAUUAAAGUGCUACAUGGCAGACAUCCGGUCCGGUGUAUGAGCUUAAACCGGUUUGCAUAAAAUCAAUCGGCUGCCUGUGUUUGUCAUUAUGAAAGGUUUCGGGUCAUAAAAGAAAUAGACUACAUAAACUUUCCCCUGCCGGAUUAGUGUCAAAGAAAACUAAAACCGUGCCAAUAUGGCUACGUUUUGGAUUUGAAAAACAUAGAUGAAGUAACGUCUCUCAGUCUAAUUAUCUUCCUCUCUGGAUUGGCUGCUGAGUCAAGUGCGUCACCUAGUGGUAAAAUGUAGUGUUCCGGUCCGGUGUUUGGCUAAAUAUCAAACUGGUUUGAACAGCGGCCCAACCCUACUACAUGGAUCACAUAGCUGUGGUCCCCAACAUUUAAUUGGAUGAUACAGAACGUUGAUAAUAACGUUGGCUGAGAUUCAUUGAGUGUGAACUAAAGACAUUUCUUAGCAGACGAUGUCCAGAGGGCGAGUGUUGUAUUCACGUUUCCUCCUUCCUUGUUCCGUGUGGUUGUCCCCCAGAACUCUGUGAAACCAGCCUUUAAUAAGUGAAGUCUUUAAAGAGAACGACAGAUCUAUAGAUUUACUGAGUUUUAUAUUAGUGCCAUGAUAGAGCUGUAUUCAGAGCCAUUAACGGUUGUACAGUUGUGUAUAAUAAGAGUGCUGAGUCUGGACAUGCGCCCAUGAGAAUGACUCACACCGGCCUACAUAACAGAGAGGGACAGGGAGAGAGAGGAAGUGUGCGUGUGCAUGUAUGUGUCUGUUAUUGUGUGUGUGUUUCAAUGAGUGCCAUAUGUGUGGAUGAAAAGUGUGGAAAGACUAAUGAUGUGUGGUCUUCUCCCCUCUUUCUGCCUCCCCCCCCCUCCCCCCUCUCUGAUCUCUAACUUCUACUGGUUCACACAUUAACUCUGAUUGUUGUUUAAUGACCUGAGGCAAGCAGCUGAUUGUGUGUAAUUAACCUUAAAACUCUGAAGCAUAAAUGCAUAGAAAGUGCCAUUGAGCUAAAGUGAAUUCCUGCUUUCCUAAAUUAUGUUUCAGGACCCAUAUUGGGUUGAAAAUAUGAAAACUGACUAAAUAUGCCUGGGAGGAUAGUUUUAAGUUCAUGACAUCAUGUACAUCCACACCAAAUUUAGGUUUUUACAGAUGUUCAGAAUUAUGUUGCCUUCAUGUCAAUGCAGAUGUGGCCACUACUUACUGUAGCCUUGGUGAGAAAGGUAGUGGGGAAGGGAGGAAGUGUCUUCACUGGUCAGUUUCAGUGAUUCCUUGUAUACUUGUAAUCAUGUAAGCCUGUGUUGAUCAUUGAUCAAUAAAUAUGUUGUACACUUUGA